AUGGGAGUUACGUCCAUCACUGUGCGUAGUCCCUCUGCGCUGACCGCUAGGUCUCUCCCGUCGGUCUCCAUUACCGCGUGGCGCCCCCCGUACCCUCUUUUCUGUGUGUUCUCGCUUGUGUAUCUUCUGCUUUCCGGUGUGUUGGACGGAAGGUGCGGUAGAAUCAGCCAGGCUGUCUCUGCAGGCCUGCGUCCUCAUUCCACCUCGCCAGUUUCCAUGAUUCGUCCCGCCAUCCUCAACACCGUUGCCUGCAGCCGCUUCUCUGGAGUCUUUCAUCCGUUCCCCCGCCUCUCCUUCGCGCGGCUGAGCCUUUCAACUGGGGAGACGCUCAAGAUCUCUCCCAGCUUUCUGACGCCUCUCACAGGCCGCUCUCGCGUGUACGGCUGCCGUCCGAACGAGGUAAACGCUUCUCGCCGCUCUCCUCCCGCGUCGUCUCCUGCGUGCAGCGAGGCGUUUUCGAAGUUCAAGUUCACCUUUUUAGCGCUUGCGAGCCCUCCGUCUUCAAACAGGCGGGUACUGGCCAUUGCUUCCCUUGUGUUUUGGAGCGGGUGCAGACUGCCAAGAGGGGUCGGAUGCGUCUGCUUACCUGCGCCCUCGUUUUUGCAGACAAACGCGCGCCGUCGCUGGAUAUCUCCGCGGCACACCACCAUGGCAGCAGCAGGCAACGCGUCGGGAAGCUCUGACGGGGCCUUCUCCGGCAAGCCAAAAAUCGUCUUCGUGCUCGGCGGCCCAGGCGCUGGCAAAGGCACCCAGUGCGAACUGCUGAUGAAGCACCACAACGUGGUUCACAUCUCUGCCGGCGACUGUCUGAGGGAGGAGCGUCAGAGGCCCAACAGCAAGGAUGGCGAAUUGAUUCAAGAAUGCAUUCGAGAAGGUCGCAUCGUUCCUGUGGAGAUCACGCUGACCCUGAUUCUCAAGAAGAUGCUCGCCCACGGCUGGGCGCGAGUGUUCCUGAUUGAUGGAUUCCCCCGCAACCAAGAUAACUUGGACGGCUGGCUGGCCUUCACCCGAUGCGACAACCUGGUGAUGAAGCUCGAGCAGAUCAAGGGCACGAACCCUGAGCUGACCCCACAGUGCGACAGAGUUCUCACUCAGCUGACAGCAGCCGAGAAGACCCCCCCUGGGGGGGAGGAGGCGACGGCGCAGCAGGCGAACGGCUUGGACGCGGAGGACAGCGGAGUCGACGUCUCCUUCUGCUUGUUUCUGGACUGCCCCGAAAAGGCGAUGGAGGAACGCCUGCUGGAGCGAGGCAAGAACAGCGGCCGAGCGGACGACAAUGCAGCGGCCAUUCAGAAGCGAUUCAGAACUUACCAACAGGAGACGAUGCCGAUCAUCAAGUUCUUUGAAGCCAGAAACAAACUCAAGCCUGUUGAUGCAGCUCAGACUGUCGAGCAAGUGUGGGAAUGCGUCGAUGCGUUGUUCAAGAACCUGUGA
Besnoitia besnoiti is the source of this 1434-nucleotide messenger RNA. RefSeq names its product UMP-CMP kinase. NCBI's taxonomy places the organism in Eukaryota, Apicomplexa, Conoidasida, Eucoccidiorida, Sarcocystidae. The record is from RefSeq and is a predicted model, not a curated record. Gene Ontology annotation, cellular component: cytoplasm; nucleus. Gene Ontology annotation, molecular function: ATP binding; UMP kinase activity. Gene Ontology annotation, biological process: UDP biosynthetic process; CDP biosynthetic process. The coding region runs from base 1 to 1434 and encodes 477 amino acids. The transcript is spliced from 4 exons.